Molecule: messenger RNA, 2835 nt
Organism: Maylandia zebra (zebra mbuna)
Lineage: Eukaryota; Metazoa; Chordata; Actinopteri; Cichliformes; Cichlidae
Gene: otomp
Product: otolith matrix protein
Biological process (GO): iron ion transport
Cellular component (GO): early endosome; plasma membrane; recycling endosome
Source: RefSeq, a predicted model, not a curated record
CCAAAUAAUAAGCGAGGGAAGGGACACACAAGUGACUUUUCUUAAUGUAUUCCACCUGUUUCUCAUCUCAGCUGUGUUAGCGAGUUAGUCCCAAGAAGGUUUCCAUCCAGAGCUGACAUGGAGUAUCUAGGGAGAAGACUGCUUUCAGCGUUCCUGCUUUUUCUGCCUCUUCUGUAUGUCAGAUGUCUCUCCAAUCAAAAAACUACAGUCUCCUGGUGUGUGCUGUCUGAUGCUGAGGAGCAGAAGUGUCUGGAUUUGGCCGGAAAUGCUACAGCCCGAAAUGUAAAAGGAACACUGCAGUGUGUCCGUGGCUUAAACACCAGGGACUGUAUGGAAAAAAUCAAGAAUGGAACUGCAGAUGCAGCCUCCAUGUUUGGAGAUGACAUCUAUGCUGCUGGUUUCUGCCAUGGCCUGGAGCUUGCUGCAGGAGAGUCCUACAAUGGUGUAGAUGGUAUCAGCUACUAUGUGGUGGCAAUGGCGCGCCGCUCCUCCUCAGACCUGUCCCUGCUCGAGAUGCAUGAGCGCAGCUCUUGUCACCCCGGCAUUCGAACCACAGUGGGGUGGACUGUUCCCAUUGGCUAUUUGGUCAACACAUCCCAAAUCAGUGUAGGAGAGCAGUGCAACUUCCCGAGAGUGGUGGGGAACUUCUUCGGCUAUAGCUGCGUGCCAGGCAUUAAGGAUCCCCAGCACGAUCCCAGAGGCAACAAUCCAAAGAACCUCUGCGAGGCCUGUAUAGGAGACGAGAACGACAGACACAUCUGUGCCAACAACCACAGAGAGCGGCAUUACGGAGAAUCUGGAGCUCUGAGGUGCGUGGCUGAGAACCUCGGCGACGUGGCUUUUGUCAAACACGCAACAGUCUUUGACAAUUUGGAUGGUAAGAACCAAGAGUCCUGGGCCCUGGAUCUGGAGGUGGAGGACCUGAAGCUGCUGUGUCCUGAUGGAACGGAUGCCGGUCUGGAGGAGUAUGAACAAUGCCACAUUGCCGCAGUCCCUGCCAACGCUGUGGUGGUGCGUAUGGAGGACAAGUGCCGUGUCUGGAAGUACCUGGAACGCUUACAGAAUGUGUUUGGCAAUGCCACGGAGGGCUUCAGCCUGUUCAGCUCAGCAGGCUAUGGCCAAUCCGAUCUGCUGUUCAGUGAUGCCACCCACCACCUGCAGAGAGUUCUGGGUAGCUACUCCUCUUGGCUGGGCCCCACUUAUACCACUGUGCUGCAAGCCUUCGAGUGUGAGGGCUUCUGCUGAUGGAAGAGGAGGAAGACAUCCAGCACAUCAUCUUCCACCCCAUCCCGCUUUCUCCAUCCUCCCUCCCUGCCAUCUGUGUCCCCCGUCUCACCAUAUUUUCUUCUUUUAGCUUUGCUUUAUUAAUGUUUUUUCCCCCCUGCAUUUCACCACCCAAUCUUUAAUAUUAUAUCCUUGCCCUCCUCCAAACUUUUAUGACUUUUAAUAUGCUUGCUGGCAGGUUAUGACAAGGUUAAAGAGUGGCUAGUUGGCUGUUAAAACAUAACUAAAAUUGAACAUGUUUUUUAAAGGGCGCUGGGGGGGAAAGUGUAGAAAAGAAAGGGAUAGGACAAAAAAGUUAAUGAUUGUUGUGGUUUUUCUUUUGUGUUUGAUUAACACAUACCAAAAAAAAUCUCUUAACAUUUGCUGCCCUGUAUAUUUGUUGGGAAACUGCAGCCUUCUUGGCUUGUUUCAUUAGACUAAGCUUCGGUACCACCCUUCCACCUCACUCCCACAGGGUCUGUCUCUGGCACUGAACAACUGGGUGCUAUUAACUUUUUGCUUAGAAGUCUCAGUUACUGUAUGUGUGUGUGUGUGUGUGUGUGUGUGUGUGUGUGUGUGUGUGUGUGUGUGUGUGUGUGUGUGUGUGUGCGCACCUAAUUGGUGCUCUGGCAUACUAUACUGUUUGUGCAUGUGUGUGAGUGCAUAUGUGCGUUAGUGUUGAUAGCAUUCCUGCUUUCCCAUGCCUUGUAUAGCUUACUCCUUUGGAUCACUGCUUUCUCACGUCCGGUAUGGUGAUCCAGGCUGUGUCACCUCACAGUGUAUUUUAACACCUUAUGAUUAGAAAAGGGGGAGGACUUAAAGUUGAGUUGCCUUCAAUGACCCUUGAGGGAGUCUUAAAAAAAUGAUAAUUUUCUCAUCUGUGACAACAUUUGCGUCACCCAGAUUCCUCAAGAUUUGCAGCCUCUCCCACACUGCUGUCUUUAUACACAUGUGGGGGGUUUUCCUAUAAUAUGUCAUUUAUAAUUUAACAUUACCACCAGUAGUGAGAUGAUGAUAAUGAUAAUGUGUAAGAGUUACUAACAGCAGGAUGUUUAAUUAGUCAGUUUUGAAUUUAAUCUUAUUAAAAAACUGUCCUGGGGAAUUACUAAAGAAAUUGCAACUGCAAUUGACAAAAAGAAAAACAAAACAGCAUCUAUAAGCAUUUAUAAGGCUCUAUAAUUAAAGAGACGCAACCAGUUUGACCUUACUUGACCUACUGAAUCGUGUACUGUAAUUGUGGGCUUUUCACCUCAUGUCCACCUCAUGUUAUUCCACAUAGCGCAUCACUGAGCUUGGCAAUCAACUGAUAAGCCGGAUGAAGUUCUCCUCAUCAAACUGUGGUCUUUAGACCUCGUCAUGCAUGAAGAAUCCACAGCUGGUACAACAGAUAAUUUGCAGAAAUUUGGCGGCAGAUUUUUUUGUGUGUGCAUUUCUGUUGUAUUUCUUCAACUCUGGUUUUGGUGCUGUUUGUUGCUACUUUUGUCCAGGCUUGAUGUAAAUACUCGUCUCUUCGUGAAUGUGUAGUGCUGCAAACCUUCUUUAUUUUCAACCAAUUAAACGAAUGAUGAUAAA